UGCUCAAAGCAAACAGAGGUUUCUCUCUUCUUCUCUUUCUUCAAUUCUUGUUUUCUGAUCUUCGUCUUCGCACAACACAAUGGGCAAAGGUCCUGGUCUUUACACUGAUAUCGGCAAAAAAACCCGAGAUCUUCUCUACAAGGACUACCAGAGCGACCAGAAGUUCAGUGUCACUACUUACUCUUCUACUGGUGUUGCUAUCACUUCGUCAGGGACAAAGAAAGGCGAGGGGUUUGUUGCUGAGGUUAAUACUCAGUUGAAGAAGAACAAUAUCACAACUGAUGUCAAAGUGGACACAAACUCCAAUCUUUUUACAACUAUUACGGUUGAUGAACCUGCACCUGGAGUGAAGACGAUCUUCAGCUUCAAAGCUCCUGAUCAAAGAUCUGGCAAGGCAGAACUUCAGUAUCUGCAUGACUAUGCUGGGAUAAGCACAAGCAUUGGGUUGACAGCGAACCCCAUUGUCAACUUCUCAGGUGUGCUGGGGACUAAUGUUGUCUCACUUGGUACUGAUGUCUCCUUCGACACCAAAACAGGGAAUUUCACUAAAUGCAAUGCAGGAUUAAGCUUCUCCAAGGCCGACCUUAUUGCUUCAAUGACCUUGAACAACAAGGGUGAAACUCUAAAUGCGUCUUACUACCAUACGUUGAGCCCUUUGACCAACUCAGCUGUCGGUGCAGAAUUGAGUCACAGGUUCUCAACCAAUGAGAACACCAUCACUCUUGGUGCCCAGCAUUCAUUGGAUGCAUUGACCACGGUGAAAGCACGCGCCAACGACAUUGGCAAGGUGAAUGCCCUCAUCCAGCACGAGUGGCGCCCAAAGUCACUUAUCACAGUUUCUGGGGAAUUUGACACCAAGGCUUUGGAGAAGAGUGCCAAGUUUGGGCUGGCAUUGGCUCUCAAGCCAUAAGUGGGCUAUUCAGCUCACUGGGUGGCGGGGAGCAAUAAUUUUUGGACAAGUGUGAAUUCAAGUAGCUUGUUUAAGACUUUCUUCCAUUCUUAUAGCGUCGGUUUCUUCUUUUCGGUGGUUUUUUUGAAAUUUGAAAAUAAUUCUAGAUGGUGCUCUUUUGACUCUUUUAUGAACUGAGUGUUAAUAUUUGGUUCUUACAUUUUCCAUUAAUCCCUUGUUGAACUGAGGAUUAAUACCUGAUAUUUGAAUAGAUAUAUUUUGACAUAGAAA
Cornus florida is the source of this 1180-nucleotide messenger RNA. Its product is annotated as mitochondrial outer membrane protein porin of 34 kDa-like. NCBI's taxonomy places the organism in Eukaryota, Viridiplantae, Streptophyta, Magnoliopsida, Cornales, Cornaceae. Gene Ontology annotation, molecular function: voltage-gated monoatomic anion channel activity. The record is from RefSeq and is a predicted model, not a curated record. Gene Ontology annotation, biological process: monoatomic anion transmembrane transport. The coding region runs from base 80 to 910 and encodes 276 amino acids. The transcript is spliced from 6 exons. Gene Ontology annotation, cellular component: mitochondrial outer membrane.